Molecule: messenger RNA, 701 nt
Organism: Prorocentrum cordatum
Lineage: Eukaryota; Dinophyceae; Prorocentrales; Prorocentraceae
Source: the annotation of a GenBank genome assembly
CCUGGUCGCGUCUUCGCGCGCUCUGCAGGCAGACUUCGGGCGAUCAUGCCGCCCCGCCAGCGUUCGCCCACGCCGACGAGAGACUUCUCCGAGCCAGAUGAUGACGCACUUGAGGACGACUCGGCGGAGGAUGCAGAAAAAGAGCAAGCCGCCAAAGACCUAGAGACGCACCUUCUGCAACUGUUCGCCCGAGGCGUCAUGGGCGCCAAGUCCGUUUGCAUUGCGUUCUACCACGCGCAAAGGGCUGGCGCUGGGGGAGGCAACCUGCGCGCGCAUGCGAAGGGGCCUGGGCUCGCCUCGGGGAGCUACAGCAAGCACCUCAUGAAAGUGCUCCCGUCGUCUAGCGCGGAGCUUGUCAACAUCAUGGUUCCUCUUCGCGUCGGCGGGGCACGGUCGAAGCGGCCAGUGCUGGUGGCCCCUCCCCAUGAAGUGCUCGCACAAGAGCACGAAUCUGACAUCGCUGCGUUCGGCGACCCCGACGCCGUUUCGGACUGGGCCGACACGUGCGAGAACCACCCCUUCCGCCACAUCGCGGGUGACAACAGGGACGUCGUCCCCGCCGCCAUGUACAUGGGCGGAAUCAGGUACACCCACAGUACGCUGGCUGGGAAGCAGGACAGCCUGAUCGGCAUCUUCUGCUACAGCCUGCGCCGCCGGAACCGCCACCUCUUGGCGGUGCUCUCCAAGAAGGACAUGUGCAA